GUCAGACCCGGCUGCUUGGAGGCGGAUCUCGCCGUGUCGACGAGCCACAUGGUCCAGCAUGGAGAGAUAUAUCAAUGCCCCUUUCUCUCAGUGUCCCGUGAGUCUGGGCAUUGCAUCGCACAUUCAUGAAGAACAACCAGAAAUCAUUUUGCUGCGUGAAGAAAAAACAUGGCCUUUGCAUCUGUUCCAGGCCUUGGACAGGCUGCCCUCGAUGACCAAGCACCGACGAACGACCCUUUCCUCGAAUUUGCCUAUUCAGAGAAUGGAAAUGCGCUCUCAGCAGACCAGGAUCCCAUGCUUCCAACUCCCGUGAAUUACACAUUUCUAGCGGAUAGCGCUCUCCUGCGGCCAGGCCAAGAUUCUUUUCCAGAUCUUGCCUUGGACAUGAACGCCGUUGAUGGUGGUCUAACCUCUACAUAUUCCCCGUAUCUGGGGCAGACUGGGUUCAGCGCUGGCGUUGCUACGCCCGAACCAUAUCUCUCUUUCACUCAACAGCCUUCUUCGAGCGACCCGGAUCCCGCAAGCCUCAGAGUACUGAAUUCACCUCCACGUCCGUCCAACUCCAAGCGCGCCAAUUACAGUGGGAAACUAUCAGAGAACUCCCUUAUGAACUCUCGGGAAACUUCCGCCGUUAGCAGUUCGACCAACACAGCCAAAAGAGGUCGUAAGCCAAAAUCGAAAGAGCCAUCGAGCGAUCCCGAAGCGCUCAUGCUGAAAGCGAAGGCAACCCAUUCAGAAAUCGAGCGUCGAUACCGCGAUAAUUUGAAGGAUAAGAUACUUCAGCUUCAUGACACUCUCCUCGCAAUAGGGGCGAACCCACGGAUGACACGGCGCCGAGCCACAGGCAGCUCGCCUCCAUCAACGCUGGGCGACAGGGUCCGUAAAGCUGAGGUUUUCACCAAUGCGAUCAACUAUAUACACCAGUCGGAGGUGGAGAUACGGCAUAUGGCCAAUGAAAUCCAACAGCUGAGGACCCAACUCUAUCAACUAGAGCAGCUAGCCGGGUCUCAACAACACCUUUUCCGGAAUCUAGCGAUGUAGGGCCGACUCUGAAGAACCGAGUUUGCAAGACCCUGUUGAUGUCUAAAGAGGGCAAAAGUCUUGAGCAAUUCAGCGAGGCGUUGGAGUCAUCAUCUCGUUGAGCAGAGAUGGCGUAAGGCGGGGCUCGCUUCUGAGCUCUUGGGAUGGAUCGACUGGCACUGUGAGGCCACUCUGGGGUUGUGAGAUUGUCUCGAAGACGGCGCGGCUGGGGGAAUUUCAUGCUUAUCACACUGUUUUCAAGUUCUCUAUCGGCAAAAUAGGCGCAUGUGGCUUACCUUUAACUUG
Cladophialophora immunda is the source of this 1326-nucleotide messenger RNA. RefSeq lists its product as uncharacterized. The coding region runs from base 169 to 1041 and encodes 290 amino acids. Gene Ontology annotation, molecular function: protein dimerization activity. The transcript is spliced from 2 exons. NCBI's taxonomy places the organism in Eukaryota, Fungi, Ascomycota, Eurotiomycetes, Chaetothyriales, Herpotrichiellaceae. The record is from RefSeq and is a predicted model, not a curated record.